AUGUAACAUAGUUUAUCCAAGAAAUUAGAAGAAUUCUAAGAUCUAGAUCCAAGUGAAUCAUUUCCACAGAGAAGAAUAUCAAGAACAAUAGGUUAUCAAAAUAGCUAAUCAAUUCAAGAGGAAGAAGAUGAAUAAUCCUCUUCUAAUGUAUAAUAACCGAAACCGAAAUUACCUUUCAUAAAUCCAUCAAACUAGUAGCCUAGUGAAUUAAGUGGAAGUGAUAUGAAAGUGCCUACAAUAUAUACAAAUAUACAAUCAAUUAAAAGUUUGGAAAAAAACAUAUUCUAACAAGAAUCAAAAAAGUAUAAAGUUCUUAUUGAUCAAUAUAUAGUAAAUUAAUAGAUAUUUCAGGAUUUGAUAGUGCAAUACAAUCUCCAUAAUCUGACUCUGUAUUCAAAUAAUAUUAUUAUUGUUUAUUAGAUUGAAUCCUAUUUAGUAGAUAAUAAUAAGUCUUCAACACUUAAUUCUUAACAUAUCAAAGCUAUGAUAAAUAGAUUUAUUUAGAAAAUGAAAAGAAAAGUUGAUUGGACAUAAUUAAACGAUUUCACUUUAAUAGAUAAUAUAUAUUAAGGUACUUAUUUUUCUUAUAAAUCUUAGUCAAUCCUUAGAUUUAUAAAUGGUUUACAAUUUUCUAUUUCCUUUUUAGUUCAAUCAUCAAUAUUUUAUCAAUAAUAAUCAUACCAUUAUAAAUUGUUGAACAAUUAGAAUUUGAGAUUCUAGCUUACAUUGCUCACUGUUUAGUCAUCAUCUAAAUAAUUGCAGAUAUUUAUUUUAAAAGAGGACCUUUUCAUUUGAAAGAAGGCAAUUUUAAUAAUUCUUAUAUUGAUGAUACCAAAUUAAUGUUAGAUCUACUUAGGAUCAUAUUUGCUAUCCUCUUAUUAUUGGCUUAUUAUUAUAAUAUGAAAUAUCUCAUUAUUCCUUAUUUCAUUUUAUAACUUAUAAGAUAAGCUGAACGUUUCGAAAACAUUUACACUUCAAUUUAACUCUUUUUUUAUAUCAUUUCUUUAUGGCUUACUAUUAUAAUGUCUUUUGUUUGUCUCUAUGAAUCUGAAUAGGACAUAUAUUAUUCACUUACUAUAGCUGUCUCUAUUCUUACUCAUAAUGGAAUUAUAACUGUAGAUAUUACUCCUACAAAUUCCUUCAUCCUUCAAUCUUAUAUGAUUAUUAGUUCAUUAUCUAUGAUAUAUACAGCCACUGUUAUAUUUAUAUGGAUUAAACCUUCCAUUAAAUUAGAAUAAGAGAAAGAGAAACAUUUAGCUUCAUUCCUCUAAGGAAUUAAUAAUAAAAAUAUAGAUUAUGGAUUAUAAUGCAGAUCUUACUCAUAUCUUGAGUAUAUAGUUGAUGUAAAUUGGAUUCUCAAAUUUAGGAAGAUAUUAUGAAAACCCGUGAUUUGUUGACCAAAAAAUUAUCACCUGCUCUUUAAGAAGAAUUAUAAGUUUCCAUACGUUCCAAGAUGAUUGAGAAGAUUAAAUUCUUUAAAAAGUUUUCUUCAAGUUUAAGAUAGCAAUUAAUAUAUUGGUUUGAAAUUGCAUAAUACAAUCCAGAAGAAAAUAUUGUCUAAGUAAUAGUUUAUAAAAAAUAGUAAUUUUAAGGAACACUAAAUUGAAGACCAUUGUUUAUAUUUUAUAUUAAAAGGAAAAGUAAAAAUAUAAUUCUAAGGUUAAUAUUAAGGGAAACCAAAAAGAACAUUUCAUACAUUAACAGAAGGUUAAACAUUUGGUGAAUUUUCAUUUAUUAGCGGAAUUCCAUCUUAUAUUUCAUUAAAUAGUGAAGGAUUGACUACAGUAUUGAAAUUAAGAAGAUCUGAUUUCUUAGAAAUUAUUAAGAACUUUCCUUAAGAUAAUGAAAUCUUUUGUUUUUAUAAAGAUAAUUGCAAUCAUAAUCAUAACAUGUUUGAAUGUCAUUAUUGUAAAGUUUAGGGACAUAUGCUUUUUGAAUGUUAAUACUUGUAAUAUUAUCCUAAAAAAUUAAAUGUUAUAGAGAAAUACUUAUAUCCUCAUAUAUAAAAACGUAUUAAAAUUGAAAGACGUAUUAAAUCACCUAAAUCAUUAUUAAUGUUAUUUGUUGUUGGAGAAAGUGCUAAAUAAUUUUAGUAGAAAUUAUCUUAAGAAAUAAUGACAUCAGAGGAUUUUCCAAUGUCCUCAUAAUUACCUUAUAGUGAAAGUAUUAAUAAAAUUGAUAUAUAUAUAUUAAAUCUAUAUAGAUUAGACCCAACAAUCAGCCAGCUAUUUAAGCAAGACUUAAUCGAUCCAUAAAUGUAAUCCAGAAUAACUUAGUGAGAAUCCUGAUAGUGUUGAAGAUCAAUUAUAUGAAGAAAUGAUAAUAGACCCAGUACUUAAUAAUCAAUUUAGAAAAUAAUAAAAUAAAACUACUUUAAGAACAGCUGGAUUUCCUUUUUAGACAGAAACCUUAGGUACUAAGGUUCAUAAGCCUAUGAUAGAAAACUUACAUAAAGAAAAAUUAUAAAUGAUUAGUGAAGCAACAUAAAGUAAAUAAUUUGACACUCUAAAUUCAAAAUAUGAAGAUUCAAAUUAAUUGAGUAAAUAAAGUAGUGGUUCAUAAGCAUUUGCUAAAAAGAAUAAUUUAUAUUCUGCAGCUAGAUCAAUGCAUACAAAGUUAACAUUUCGAUAUCAAUAAUAAUAAUCAAAUUAAAUGGAGGAAUCAAUACAAUUCUAAUAAUAAUAGAAUUCAGUUAGACAGAUAUCAAAUAGAUCAAAUACAUAUUCUAAUCCACUUUCAAAUAACCCGUCAAAUAAUCCAUCUAUCACUUCAAAAGUACAUACAAAAUCAGCCAGGGUGUCUCCUACUUAAUUUUAAUCAUAGUAAAAAAAGAAGGAAGAUAAGGCCUCUCAUAGUGAUCAAUCAUUAUCUGAAUAAAAUUAACGUCAUACAAAUAGAAAAAAGAGUACUAAAACAGGAACUAAAGUUAGUAUACUAUAAUCUCAAUUCCAAGUAAUUAACACUCCUGAUGUAUUUAAGUUGAUUUAUUUAAAAGAAUCCACAUUAUCAAUACAAUGAGAUAUAUUUUAAUAGAUUUGAGAGAAUGCAUUUAUUUAAGUUCUAUAAUCCGCAUAAUAAUUAUGAUAAUGUUAUAUCUAGGUAUUAUAAUAGUAUUAUUAUAUUUAAGAACAAAUAAGUUUCAUAGAUAAAAGAAAGGUAAACCUAGUUUAUAUACAGUGAAGUGUUAUGUUUCAACAAGAAUAAAAAGAGUCAAAAGAUUAUUAGAAUCAUAAUUAUGA
This is a messenger RNA of Paramecium primaurelia, 3239 nucleotides long. The record is from the annotation of a GenBank genome assembly. NCBI's taxonomy places the organism in Eukaryota, Ciliophora, Oligohymenophorea, Peniculida, Parameciidae.